AUGGACGUGUGGGGCCCAGCCCGCGUCCGUGGUCAGAGCCAGGAGAGGUACUUCUUGAUCGUCGUUGACGACUACUCGCGCUACACCACGGUCUUCCCCUUGCGCACCAAGGGUGAAGUCCCUGAUGUUCUGAUCCCCUGGAUCAGCAGAGCACGUCUUCAGCUGCGACAGCGUUUUCGCUCGGAGUUUCCUGUUCUGCGCUUGCACUCUGACAGAGGUGGCGAGUUCUCCUCCGACCUCUUGGCAGCCUACUGUGCCGAGCAUGGCAUUCGCCAGUCGUUCACGCUCCCGGCCUCUCCACAGCAGAAUGGGGUUGCCGAGCGCCGCAUUGGCUUGGUCAUGGAGGUCGCUCGUACCUCCUUAGUCCACGCGGCUGCCCCCCACUUUCUGUGGCCGUUUGCGGUCCGGUACGCUGCGCAUCAGCUCAACCUCUGGCCCCGUGUCUCCGCUCCGGAGACCUCGCCCACACUGCUGUGGACGGGGGAGGUUGGCGAUGCGUCUCGCUUCCGUGUCUGGGGAUCCCGAGCUUUUGUUCGCGACACGUCUGCGGACAAGCUCUCCUCCCGCACUGCUCCCUGUGUCUUUCUUGGCUUUGUCCCGGAUGCGUCUGGCUGGCAGUUUUACCACCCCGCCUCGCACCGAGUCUUCCCCUCUCAGGACGUCACUUUUGACGAGUCCGUGCCCUUCUACCGCCUCUUCCCCUACCGCACUGCCCCGCUCCCUCCCCCGCCUCUCUUCCUCGCGCCAGGUGCUGCAGUGGUAGACCCCCUUCCCCCUCAGGGUGCCGCUCCCUCAGGUGUCUCUCAGGUAGACCCGGUUGAGCCUGCCGAGGUAGCUGUCGACUCGCGUCCUGCUGGAGGUGCUGAGCCUGAGCGUGCGGAGCCUGAGCGUGCGGAGCCUGAGCGGGCGGAGCCUGGGGGUGCUGAGUCUGGGGGUGCUGAUCCUGGGGGUGCUGAGCCUGGGGGUGCUGGGUUUGGGGGUACUGAGCCUGGCGUUGCUGAGUCUAGGGGUACUGCGCCUGGAGUUACUGAGCCUGGGGGUGCUGAGCCUGGUGGUGUUGCAGUUGACUGUGAGGCGCCUGGAGGACCUCCCUCUUCGCAGCAGCUGCGUGAGUGGUACUCACGGUACUGCAGCCUCCGGCGGGGUGAGUCUCGGGCUCGUGGUACUGCUGGAGUUGGUACUCGUGCUUCCCCACCACGGCGGGAGCCGCCCUCUUCCCCUCAGCUUCGAGAGUGGUACGCUCGGCACAUCAGUCUCCGUAGUGGAGCUGCUGGUGCUGGGGUCCCCGGAGUUGACGCUGCUGCGAGUACUACGGACCCUGGUGCUGGAGGUGCUGCUGCUGCUGGCGGUGCUGCUGGAGGUGCUGCUGCUGCUGGCGGUGCUGCUGGAGGUGCUGCUAGUACUGAGGACCCGUGCGUUGGAGCUGCUGUGGGUGCUACGGACCCUGGUGCUGGAGGUGCAGCUGCUACUGGCGGUGCUGCUGGAGGUACUGCUGCUGCUGGCGGUGCUGCUGGAGGUGCUGCUGGAGGUACUGCAGACCCUGGUGCUGGAGGUGCUGCUGCUUCUGGAGGUGCUGCUGCUGCCGCUGGUGUCUCUGCUGGUUCGAGAGCUGCUGCACGGCCACGACCGUACUUCGUUCCGCUCCUUCAGCAGGUUCUUGGUCAGCCUCCUCCUCCUUGUUCUCCUCUCGCCUUAGAGUGUCCGCCGUCUGUCCAGUCACAGCCACAGUUACCGCCUGCCUCACCACUCCCUGUGCCUGCUCCUUACACUGGUCCGACUGACGGUCUUGCUGAGAGACGUGAGCCUGCGUCACGUCCUGUGUCACCUGCGUCUCGUCGAGCGUCGCCUGUUCGAGCUGCUACCACUGGUAGUCGUGUCCCGCGUGAGCGUCCUCCUGCUGUCCCAGGCACGCACCGGAUGGCGCUUCGUCAGUCCACUGCUCCGCAGCGUGUUGCUCUCCCGUCGCCUCCUGCGUCCUCUCUUCCUGCUCUUGCUGACCCGGAGUCAGACUCCCUUCGCGCUGCCUGUCCUACUCUCACACGUCUCUUGGCUACGGUUGUCACUGACCCUUCCUUUGAGUCCGCUGCUGCGUCUGCCCUAGUCACUGAGCUUGUCGACUUUGCAGCGGCGUGUCGUCUAGACUACGCAGCGAGUCUUGUUGCUGAGUCUGAGUCUGCCUGUCCUCCGUCCGUCGGGGGUGAGUGUGCUCUUGGCACGGACGUCCUUGAGGACAGGCAGGAGGAGUUUGGUUGCCUUGCCGCUGCUUUGCCCCAUCUCGUGUCCAUGCUUGUUGCCCCUGAGGGAGACCCGGAUGCACCAGACAUCCCGACCCCACGCUCUUACGCAGAGGCGAUGGCCGGUCCCUACUCCUCUCAGUGGCAGUCAGCCAUGGACACAGAGAUGGCUUCCUGGAAGUCCACAGGCACCUACGUCGACGACGUUCCCCCACCUGGGGCGAACAUCGUCAGUGGCAUGUGGAUUUUCAGGGUGAAGCGGCCGCCAGGCUCUCCGCCUGUCUUCAAGGCGCGUUACGUUGCACGAGGCUCACGUGACUACGAGCUCCACUCUCUUGACUUCAGCACAGCUUUCUUGCAGGGCAGCCUGCACGAGGAGAUCUGGCUGCGCCGCCCACCUGGCUUCACUGGGUCGUUCCCUCCUGGCACCCAGUGGAGCCUCCGGCGGCCAGUCUACGGUCUCCGCCAGGCGCCGCGUGAGUGGCACGACACACUGAGGACUACACUUGCGGCUCUUGGGUUUGCUCCUUCUACUGCUGACCCGUCGCUGUUUCUGCGCACCGACACCCGCUGCCGCCGUUCUACAUCCUCAGCACGCCGCACCAUUACCCUGACUCAGUCACACAUGGUGCAGCAGGUCCUUCAGCGCUUCGGCUUCACGUACUCCUCGCCUCAGUCCACUCCUCUGCCUACGGGUCACUCGCUCUCAGCUCUGCCUUCGGAUGAGUCCGUAGAGUCGAGUGGUCCGUAUCCAGAGCUUGUGGGCUGCCUCAUGUACCUGAUGACCUGCACUCGACCUGACCUAGCAUACCCUCUCAGCAUCUUAGCACGCUAUGUUGCUCCCGGCCGUCACCGGAAGGAGCACAUGGAUGCAGCUAAGAGGGUGUUGCGCUACUUGUGCAGUACGUCGGGCAUGGGGCUAGUGCUUGGAGGGCGAGACCGGCCUGUUCUCACUGGGCACUCAGACGCUUCUUGGGCAGACGACCAGGCUACUCAGCGGUCGUCUCAGGGUUACACCUUCAGUCUUGGCUCUGGCUCUGUCUCUUGGCGUUCUACUCGUUCUUCUUCUGUUCUCAGCUCCAGCUGUGAGGCUGAGAUCUACGCCACGGCCAUGGCUGCCCAGGAGCUUCGCUGGCUCACCUACCUGCUGACUGACCUUGGAGAGCAGCCUCGUUCUCCUCCAGUGCUGUACGUCGACAACAAGGCAACCAUUGCCUUGUGCCAGGAGCACAGACUGGAGCACAGGACGAAGCACAUUGCUCUGCGUUACUUUCUAGCUCGAGAGCUACAGCAGCGUGGUCAGCUUCUUCUGCGUUACGUGGCCACUGAGGCCAACACUGCUGAUGUGUUCACCAAGGCGCUUCCGCCUGUUGACCAUCAGCGUUUUUGCACUCUUCUAGGCCUUGUGCCGACUGUUUCUCACUUACUUACUUCUUGA
Closterium sp. NIES-65 is the source of this 3672-nucleotide messenger RNA. NCBI's taxonomy places the organism in Eukaryota, Viridiplantae, Streptophyta, Zygnematophyceae, Desmidiales, Closteriaceae. The record is from the annotation of a GenBank genome assembly.